This is a messenger RNA of Plasmodium relictum, 327 nucleotides long. It is a transcript of the gene MPC1, whose product is annotated as mitochondrial pyruvate carrier protein 1, putative. Lineage: Eukaryota; Apicomplexa; Aconoidasida; Haemosporida; Plasmodiidae. The record is from RefSeq and is a predicted model, not a curated record. Gene Ontology annotation, cellular component: mitochondrial inner membrane. Gene Ontology annotation, biological process: pyruvate import into mitochondria. The transcript has 2 exons. The coding region runs from base 1 to 327 and encodes 108 amino acids.
AUGAAUAUGUCGAAAUUUAAAUUGCUUUAUAACAAUAUUAAAUCUAAUGCAUUUAGCAUUAUGUUCUGGGCACCUUUGGCAAAUUGGGGUUUUGUAAUUGCUGGUUGCAAUGAUUUAAUGAAAUCACCAAUAUACGUUUCCGAGAAAAUGACAGCUGUUUUAGCUGUUUAUAGUAUGUUAUUUAUGCGUUUUGCUCUUUCAAUUAAACCAAAAAAUUACUUACUCUUUUCUUGUCAUGCUACCAAUACAUUAGUACAAAGUGUUUUGCUAUGCCGUAAAUUAAAAUUCGAAUUGGACAAUAAGAAAAAUUUAAAAGAAAUAAAAUAA